Molecule: messenger RNA, 1903 nt
Organism: Diospyros lotus (date-plum)
Lineage: Eukaryota; Viridiplantae; Streptophyta; Magnoliopsida; Ericales; Ebenaceae
Exons: 3
Coding region: 410-1651 (413 amino acids)
Source: RefSeq, a predicted model, not a curated record
AGUUUAUUAUUAAUCCUUUGCUUUACCCCUCUAGAUUUUGUUCUUCCCAAACAAUUCACACCGUUUUCUUCCCAGAUACAGAGUUCACGUAUAUGUAGAUGAACUUGUAGUUUUUACGCAUAUCGCAGAAAGCGUUUCUCGUGAUCCACGCGACUUUCUACGUGAUGUAGGAAGUGGGUUUUCAGUUUAAUCGCAAACCCACCUUCGAUCAUUGACAUUAUAAUUAGAUCUGGAGAGAGAAACGCAGAUUUUCGGGGUAAUGUUGUUCUCAGGGAAUCCGUUUCCACUCUUUGGAGUGGAAAGUGGUGGUGAUUUUCAGAGGCUUUGAAGAAAGGGAAAGGCUCGUAGAAAGGCUCAUUUGUCUGUUUAAAGUAGCAACUUUGUGAUCCAUGGCGAGUUUGUGACCCAGAUGGAUCCUCAGGCGUUUAUUAGGUUGUCAAUUGGUUCACUAGGAUUGAGAGUCCCUGGACCAGCUUUGACUGCUGCUAAAUCUGGAAUCCAUGCAUUAACUCAAUGCUCAUGCAAAAUUCGUCUUCGAGGUUUUCCUGUGCAGACAACAUCAGUCCCCUUUGUGUCUUCUCCUGAAGCUAUGCCAGAUCCCCAGAGCAUUGCCUCCAGCUUUUAUUUUGAAAAAUCUGACUUGAAAGCACUGUUGGCACCGGGGUGUUUCUAUGCUUCCCAUGCUUGCCUGAAGAUAGUCGUUUAUGCAGGACGAAAGGGACCAUCCCAUUGUGGGGUUGGUGUCAAAAGGGAGCGGAUAGGAACUUUUAAGUUAGAAGUCGGCCCCGAAUGGGGUGAAGGGAAGUCGGUGAUUCUUUUCAAUGGGUGGAUAGGCAUUGGUAAAGGCAAGCAGGAGAGUGGUAAAAAGCCUGGAGCAGAGCUCCAUUUGCGAGUUAAAUUGGACCCUGAUCCGAGAUACAUUUUCCAAUUUGAGGAUCAGACUAAAUUGAGUCCUCAGAUAGUUCAGCUUCAAGGCAACAUCAAGCAGCCUAUCUUCAGUUGCAAAUUUAGUCGGGACAGAUCUGAACAAGAAACGGAAAGGAGAGAGAGGAAGGGAUGGAAGGUGAAGAUACAUGACCUCUCUGGCUCAGCCGUUGCUGCAGCCUUCAUAACCACUCCCUUUGUUCCAUCAACAGGUUGUGAUUGGGUUGCCAGGUCCAACCCAGGAGCUUGGUUGAUCGUUCGCCCAGAUGCCUGCAGGCCCGAAAGCUGGCAGCCAUGGGGGAAGCUCGAGGCGUGGCGCGAGCGUGCCAUCAGAGACUCAAUUUGCUGCCGUUUCCAUCUCCUCUCCGGAGAGGAGGCCGGGGAGCUUCUCAUGUCUGAGAUUUUCCUCAACGCCGAGAAGGGUGGUGAGUUUUUCAUCGACACAGACAGACAGGAGAUUCGCACAGCUGUGACGCCGGUAACCAGCCCACAGAGCAGCGGUGACUUUGCUGCCUUAAGCCCAGUCACAGGCGGGUUCGUCAUGAGCUGCAGAGUGCAAGGGGAAGGGAAGAGCAGCAAGCCGUUGGUACAACUGGCCAUUCGACACGUGACUUGCGUGGAGGAUGCCGCCAUCUUUAUGGCUCUGGCGGCUGCCGUCGAUCUCAGCAUCGAGGCGUGCCGGCCUUUCCGCAGGCGGAUCCGGCGGGGGAGCCGCCAUUCCUGCUGAGGUAGGUACUUGUAAAAAUAAUAUAUAUAAUGAUCUAUCUCCUGGCCAUGGUGAUGAACUUCCAUUGAACUGAGGAAGCCCCCCCCACUUCCCCCAAGAUUUUUCUUCUGAUUGAUUGUUGUAAAAUGCACCAUUUGGCCUGUACGUGAUCUAUUUAGCUUACAGCUCUCCUUAAGAUUUGUUUUCAACUCCUUAAAACUGAGCUACUAAUUAAGCAGCGUGACUUAAAAGAAAAGACACAUUGAAGCUCGA